Messenger RNA from Arabidopsis lyrata subsp. lyrata, 717 nucleotides. Its product is annotated as transcription factor bHLH146. The record is from RefSeq and is a predicted model, not a curated record. Lineage: Eukaryota; Viridiplantae; Streptophyta; Magnoliopsida; Brassicales; Brassicaceae. Bases 102 to 626 code for a protein of 174 amino acids. Gene Ontology annotation, biological process: regulation of DNA-templated transcription. The transcript has a single exon.
UAUCAAACCAUCUCUCUCUCUCUCUCUCUCUCUCUCUCGUGAGGUUUUGCUCUAUAUAAGUAUCUCCUUUGUAAACUUCUUACGAAGCAAACAAAUUUCACAUGGAGAGGCAAAUUAUAAACAAGAGAAAACGAGUCUUUUCUCUCCAACCAAACAAGAACCCUAAGGCGCUCUUCGCAAGAAGAUACGUGAGUCACUUGGUUCCAGCUCUCAAGAAGAUCAACAUGAAAAAAUCCUCUUCAAAAACAAACCACCCAAGUUUUGAAAAAACCGUGAAACAUGAAGUAGACAUGGCUUUCGCCUUGUCUGCUCAAGAAUUCGCUUGGAGUCGUUUCUUGCUACAAAAGCUAUUAUCUUCCGUUCAUGAUGAUCCAGUAAGAACUAGUAGUUCUCCUUCCGAGAUUCUAGAAAGAUCAAGCAAGAAACAAGGUGGAGGAAAACACCAAGACCGCGACGAAGAAGAAGGAGGAGAGAUCAAGAAGAGAUUGAAGGAAUUGCAGAAGCUUUUGCCAGGUGGAGAAGAGAUGAACAUGGAGGAGAUUUUGAGUGAGAUUGGAAGCUACAUUGUAUGUCUUGAGUUGCAGAUGAUUGUUCUAAAAUCUAUUGUACAAGAUAAUAUUUCUUGAAAAUAAUAUAAUUCAUUUUUUUAUUUGUUGUUUGUUGUCUUUUACAUCAGAAAAAGAAGAAAGAAAGUUUGCUACGUAGUUCUUAAGAAAA